Molecule: messenger RNA, 780 nt
Organism: Lodderomyces margitis
Lineage: Eukaryota; Fungi; Ascomycota; Pichiomycetes; Serinales; Debaryomycetaceae
Product: SDR family NAD(P)-dependent oxidoreductase
Exons: 1
Coding region: 1-780 (259 amino acids)
Molecular function (GO): oxidoreductase activity, acting on the CH-OH group of donors, NAD or NADP as acceptor
Source: RefSeq, a predicted model, not a curated record
AUGUCUUUAUUCUCAUUAGAAGGUCAAGUUGCCGUAAUUACAGGUGCGACUCUGGGUAUUGGAUUAGGUUAUGCUGAAGGUCUUGCUUCCGCUGGGAUCAAACAAUUGAUUUUAACAUACAGGUCACAAUCGACACUUGAUGCUGCAAUUGAAGAGAUUAAAAAAUUCAACUCAGAGGUAAUCAUAGAUUCUAUUCAAGUUGACUUUAUCGAGGAAGAAGAAAAAUCUAUUGUGGAUAAAAUUUUCACUCAAGCGUAUAAACUAUCAACCACUGGCUCAGUUGAUAUAUUAAUCAAUAAUGCUGGUAUUACUGAAAGAAACCCCUUUGAGUCCUUCCCACAACACAAAUUUGAUGCUGUAGUCAAGGUGGAUCUCAACAUUCCUAUUAAAUUGACCCAACGUUUUGGUGUCAAGAUGCUUGAGUUGCAAACCAAGGGUAAGAUUGUAGCUACGGCUUCUUUGCUCUCGUUUCAAGGAGGGUUUGCGUCGACGCCAUAUGCGGUUGCCAAGGGUGGCAUCAAACAAUUUACCCAAGCGGUUGCUAAUGAGUGGAGCUCACGUGGGAUUCGCGUCAACUGUAUUGCUCCCGGUUACGUCAAGACAAAGUUGACCGAUAGCAUGGCUAAAGAGAGCAAGGAGUUGGUAGACAAGAGAAUCCCCAUGGGUAGAUGGGCAGAGAGACUGGAUUUCAGAGGACCAAUUGUGUACUUGUGUAGUGACGCCUCGAGCUAUGUUACUGGUCUGACAUUAAUUGUCGAUGGUGGUUGGUUAGGCCGUUAA